AUGUCUUGGCUGGUCCGAUCCCGCCGCCUCCUACCCCACAUGUACAGGCGCGGGGCUGGUGGGCGGCCAUUCUGCUCUCCGACCGUCUCUGCGAAUCCCUCGAAGGAGCAGAUCGUCGCCUCCGGCGCCGCUGCCCUCGGGGAUCAGACCGCCGCUUCUUCCGCCGAAUCAGCUGCUGCCACUUCUGGGAGUGCGGAUGCCGCGAAGGGGUCGCGAGCUUGGGGUUUUCUGAAGUUCGGAGUUGCAGCAACACUCACCGGCGCCGUUGGGGCCACUUCCUAUGCUACCUAUGGUCUGCUCUUCGUUUGUCUUAUUUUCCAUCCGUCGCAUGUCUUCUAACAGUGGUUACUUUUACUUCCAAUUUUUUGUCUUUGUUUUCUUGAAAAAACACGGGAGAGUAGAAAUCGUAUAAUGCCUUAGUCCCCCCUCCGUGGAAGUGGAAAAAUUGUUGUGCUCCUUUCGUCAUCACUCAAUUGUUGUGUUUGCAUUCGCCCCUCGAUUAUCUCAAGUAUUAUUAAGACUUUCUAGGAGCACAUCGUUUGAAUCAUAUAGACGGACGUCUUGAGGAAUCUUUUCUUGUUUUGAAAUAAAUUAUAAUGUGGAGAAUGAGAUAUUGGAAAUGGUACCGUAAAAAAAAAAAAAAACACUCUCUUUGGUAGAAGAGGUAUCAUAUCUAACUUUUAAUCAUAUGAAGAUAUAUUUUGCCUAAAGAGAAAUGUUUUUUAUUUGCCUUCAUGAAGGUGUGGUACUUAUCAGUUUGAGCCUCGUAAUCUUGUUUCGUAUUUGCUGGUUGAGAAGCUUUUUGAUACCUGUGGAGCGUCAUUAUUUUCAAUUUUAUAGAAUAGUUCAAGAUGACGACAAUAAAACUAUGCUGCCUUGGUGACCUAGAAAAGCAUCUUUUAGGGCUUUUCCCCUGCACCGAAAUGUUUCCCUUUUAUUGUGAGAACUUCGGAAUUACGGUCUGACGGUACAUUCUCAUUUGGUAUCAUUGAAAUUCUCUCUCCCCGUAAUUUGAUUAAAUAUUUUAAUAAGAAACAAAUCUUCCGUUUGCAUUUGGAUCCAAUUUUCCCGUAAUUGAUUGGAUGCCUGGUUAAUAUAAGUAGUUUAUGUAUUUUUAUUGGCCGAUUUUUCUUUUCUUUAGAUUGAUCUUGGGGGUUUUCCAUGAAAAUAAUGGAGAGAUGAGUGGGAAAUUAUUGUGGACCAGAUACGAAUCAAGGUUGAAAGGGGAGCAUGCUUUUGGAGCCUAACUUGCCUACUGAUUCAAAUAUUAUUUGUAUGAGGGGAGCUAAAUACCAGUCAAAUAAUAUGACUUAUGGAAAUACACAAAUGUAUUUUGUUUCUGUAGUUUUUUAUUUAUUUACGGUAGCAUUAAGGUUUGACUCACGACUUCAUAAUGUUUUCUAGGGUAAGAAUUUAGUUCGCAAAUUCAUUUUCGAGAUUUGCAUUGUCUCUUUUGCUUUUUUUCCCCCCCAGCAAUUUGAAUCAUAUUUGAACCGUUUUCUGUUUAUAUUUCACUUUUCUUAAUUUUUAGCUCGAUUUUCUCUGUUAGUUUCUCCAGGAGAAUUCACACAUCUUCCUAAAUUUAAAAUCUUAAGUAAACUGCAGGAAAAUUCCACUCUCAUUCUCAAAUAGUGGAAGCACAUUGGGAUGAUAUUAUGAGUUGGUCUCUCUGGGUGGCUUCUUGUUGAAGCUUCCUUAUUUGCAUGAUACUCUGAUUUUGGCAUCACCUAUUUUUGUAAACCUGUCUGUACUCUCCUGGGCCUAUUUCAGUUGAUUAAACAGUAUCGAGUUCUCUCUUUGUUUCUGGUUAUGUAUUCGGUUGGGUAUCAUUUCUAAUAGGUGGUUUAUGGUUAUGUUACAGCAUAUACUUUGGAUGAAGUGAAUGAAAAGACUAGUGGUUUUCGGUCAUCUGCGAAUUGGACAGUUGGAGAUGAUGCGUCCUCAGUUGAUGUAAGUAGUUUUUUGUGCUUAUGGUCGACUGUCUUUUGCAGACUUUCUGAAUUCGUGAGUACAUCUUAAGGAAGAAAGCAUCCUGCUUUUUCCCAUGGAAAUAUUCUAUUUUAUCCUUCAUACUUCAAUCAAAUAGAUAUCCCCCUCGAGCUUAUUACAAUGAAAUCCAAUUUUUUUGGUUCUUGUUUGAAAAGAAUGGUGAUAUUAAAAGGUUGAAAGAAGACAAUUUCCUAUGUUGAAGAUACAGUAAAAAUACAAGUCGAGAUGAUCAAAAUUGUAGCAAUGAGAAAAAUGUUACUGGUACUUAUGACUAUAUCCGUGUCAUAAAUGAAUUGUGUUCAUUUCCUUUUUUUCUGCUCAUGUGAUCUAAUGAUGGGAAAUCCGUGCGAUUGCCCAUAAAACAUUAGACACAUUCACUGCUGCCCGCAGACCUGCCUCCAUUUAUUUUGGGACCUCUACUGUUGAAUGGCUGAUGGGCUUUGACAUGUUCGCCCACUGCAACUGAGUUGCGAAUCUCCAGAUGAAAUUUUCAGCUGUUCAUGGAUAUUUGUGUUUGGUCGUGUAACACUAAUUUCAGCACACGCUCUCACUUUAUAAUAGAAAAGUUAAACGCUUGCUUUUUGUUGUGAAGCUCAUUGGUGCAUGCGUUAAUUUCUUCCUUAUUAUUUAAUAGAUAAACUUUCGACUUUGAAAUGUUAGUUCUGAGUUUCUGAUUUAGAAGGGAAAUUAUCUUUUGCAUUCCCAUCACUACUCCCUUAUUAUUUAUUGCUCGUGUUAUUUGGUUUCAUGACAUAAUAUUCUUGAAAUGUUGAGUUCACUUCCUCUGUGACCCAGACUUGUUAAGUGGAUCAUUUAUUUCUAUAGGGUAACCUUAUGGGUCUGUUGGAUGAUAAGAUCAUCUCUUCUGACCCUUUUGGUCAAUUUCCUGAAGUUUGAUUGAUCCUCUCUGUCCAAACUAGAUUAGAAUCCGUGCUUGCCUGAUGAAAGUGCAAAGGAUAAUUGCUGUUAUGUGCAAGGGGAUAUGGAAAGAAAGUAAUUUUCAUAUUGCUGUGGUGGUCAUGGGCAAAAGUGUUCUUUUAGCUCUUUGUUGACGUUUUUGUAAGCUUCACACUAAAAUUUCAAGGUCAGUGGCUAUAACUUUUCCUAAUUCUCUAAUUUUGAAGAGGCGGCUAUCUUAUCUCAUUUCGCUCCAUACCUGGCUGUGAUGGGCAGGGAUUGGCAAUCCUUGCCUAGCUUGUUUGUCUCCAAAUUUUCUCAAUUGAAAUGAGUCUAUUUCUGGCAAUCUUGAUCUAUACUGAUUCAUAACUCAAUUCUGAUUUUUUCUCCUCUCAUCUCACAUUGUUGAAUGCAUCUUAUUUAGUGGCAAUAUGGCCUUUUGUAACCUUUGAAAAAAUAAAUUUGUAUUAAAAAUGGGCAAUAAAGUGGAUUGAAAAUAGAGUGACUGCAUGUCAGGCACAUACUCGCAUAUGAAAGCAUAUUUCUUGUUUAGUCAUGUUAAGUUUUUGUAUUGGAAUUAUUAGUUGUUAGCUUGAUGUACUUGAGACCAAGAAUAAGACUCAUUCCGUAUCCUGCCCAAUGAUUGGAGGUUCAACCUUUGAAAGCAUGCCCAUCUUUUGUGUGUCAUUCAAAGAAGCUGAUGGGGACAUAUUUGUCAUAUAUGCCACUUUUGUCUGUUUCGAUACUACUUAGGAGGAAAUUCUCAACAUUUAAAGGUAAAUAGUAUUUUUUUCGAAUCACUAUAAUGGCGUUAUGUUUUGCCAUUUCUAGACUGAGCAGGUGUUGGGGACUAUUCCUCUGCAAUAUGGUGGGCUAUCUGUUAGGAUAGAAAGAUGUUAUAGUUUAGAAAGACACUCGAAAUCAUACUUAUCAUCUCUGUAAGUUUCUCCCUAAAAGCAUCGCUGGUAACAUUUUGGGAAAAUUACUAAAACAGAGAUCUGUGUAUAAUACACAUUAAUGUUUGGGAUUUUUGUGCUUAGAGGGUGCCACUCCUAUGACACCAACCUACCAGCUUCAAAAGUUAGAUAUUUUGGCCUUCCUUUUGGCUUAAGGUUGUGAGUAUCAUUGAUAUUUGAUUACAAGUGACCUCUCCUCUAUAAUUGUUUUUUACGCUUGAUCAUUUAGUUUAUUGAAUUUCUGGGAUUUCUCAUCAGCUUGUGAAAAAAAAAGAGAGGUCCUCCUUAAAUUACACUUAUGAGUUAUAAUGCAUCUAUUCCUUCUGAUUCGGCUGUUUUUUGGUCAAUUCUUCUUUAGUAAAAAUUGUAAGCAUACCUUUCAUGUGUGAAUGCACAAAUACAUUUUUUUAUACAUCAUUGACUUUUUACAAUAAAAGUAUGAUUUCUUGUUUAUUUAUCUUUUAAUUUAAAAUUCCCUCAACAUUGGAUUUGACCAUUUGGCCUGAUGUUGUUGUUUAUCCUUUUUCUUAUGCGUUGAUUCCUCUUUGGGUGGGAAAAUUGUGCCAAUGGUGAGAAGUAUGGCUAGGAGACGCCUUUGGCUGCAAUUUUUUGGUUGACUGUUCUUCUGAGGAAUUUAAAAACAAUAUGCUUGGAGUGCUAGAAUUUGGAAGAAAGACCUGUUUUCCUGUUCAAUAGUCCUUCUUGAUUGUGAAACAGGGAUUUGGCUGUCCAAACAAAGAAUUUGAUUAACCUGAUAAAUGUGGACCAAGGAUUCUUACGCAUAGUUCUCUUUUAAAAUUAAAUACAGCAGCUACCAUAUUCAGAAUGAUCACAAUCCGGUAUCCCCGUCCCUUGAUCUGAAUGACCAUUCAAAGGUGGACUUAGAUGGAAUUUCUUAUGGUUGAAAAGCUAAUCAUUGAGGCCGAAUUUGUUGAAAUACUGAAAUGAUUCCCAAGCUUGGUUUUCUUCCAAGAUACUCCACGUUUCAUGACAAAUAUUCUUAGUUUCAAUAUUAUGCAAGGGUUUUUUCAUUAAUGCAUUGUUUUUCAAUAAUUUUAAUUACCAUGCCCUUGUUGUUUUGUCUGUUGCCUAUCGGUAACUUUUUAUUUCUGUCAUCAAUUUUCUAACUCAAAGUCACAACUGUGUCGUCUUUAUGAUAUCCGGCAGAAAUUCCAGGCGUUGGUCUAUUCGACAGUGAUGAAGGGUAAGAGUUUCUAGAUCCCCUGUGACUUAUUUUUUGGUAGAUGUGAUUGUUUUAAGUCCAAGGACCACCAGAUUUGCAUGUGUUGUACAUAUUUAUAUUUUGGGAAAAGUUUCUCAUCAUCUUUUCUUGACUAACUUAUCUGCUUUUCUCAUGAACUUUGAAUGGUUGGAUUCAUCUCCUAUUUAAUGAUGUAAAAUAAGAAAGUGCUUCUGAUAUUAUUUGUUGCUGUAUGGUUGGAACUCAGUUGUCCUCUGUAACUGCAACCUCCCUUUAGAAUUUUAAAAAAUAUAUUUAUUUUGAUUAAGUUUUUAAACAGUCUUGGAGAAGGAUCAACCCUUUUGGUUUUAUCGUGUUGCUAUUUAUUCAAACAGAAAUGAAUGAUAAUGAGUUAUAGGACUGGAUUCAACACAUGAUGAGGUGAUCAUCAUUUGUGGAAAACUCUAAUCAUCUGUGUUCGUGUACCAUGAUGAGGUGAUCACGCAUUCAGAUGAAUCCUGUGAAUCAUCUUUAAUAGAUUUGGUGGCAUUACUUGGGGAAAGGUAAAUUCAAGAAUAGCUCUACUAUGUAUGCAAAUUCAAACAUUUAACUCUUUGGUUCAUCAGUUUUUCUCAUCAGGUAUGUACAAAAAACGACUUGAGGAUGUGUAGGUGUCAAUUAUUUCUGAUUGGAGGUUAGAUGAGGCUUGGUUUGUAUAAAUGUUUCCCUCUACCCCAUACUGACAAAGAUCUAACCCAGCCCAUUGCCACCACUUUUGAAUUUUUAAUCACAGAGACCUACCUCUGAACCUUUCUAGUUUUGUAGGUUUUUUUUUUUUGGUGAAUUCCCACGAUGCAAAUUACUUUUGAGAAAUAUCGUCCCAGAUGGGUACAUUUUCUUGUUCAUGUAAAGUGUAGCCAACAUCCUCUGAUUUACUCUCUGAGAUAUAUGACCUAAAAUCUAUAAGAAAAAUAACUAAAAUGAGUUGACAGAUGAAUAAUCUCCAUAUUCGAUUACUGAGUUCUUACACGAGCAAUGAUUUGUCUAUUCCUGUUUGCUUUGAUGCAAUAUAUAUGUAGAUAUUGUGAGACAAUUUUAUGAAUUUUAUAUGCCACACAUCUCUAUCGAUGUAGCUUUUUGUAUUUUCUCUUCUUCUCCUUAUGUUCGAUUCCAACUUUGCAGUGCCUGUCAAGAUCAUUGAGUUGUACUUGGAUGUCAGGAAAUCCACUGAAGAACAUAUUCAGGUGGUGCCUCUUUUGUAGUUGAGUGUUGUCUUUUUAUGCUGAAAGUUUUUUAAUCUCUUAAUGCUGAAAUUAUUUUUCCUUCUUUUGCUCUGAGGAAAUGGAUUCCGCUUUCUUGUAGGGUUUUAUAGAACCAUCGUCAGAGAAGCUUCUUCCAGAUUUGCAUCCUCAAGAACAACAUGUCUUCACUCUUGUUCUGGACUUGAAUGAGACCCUUGUGUACUCUGAUUGGACGGUAAUCCUCUAUCUAUUCUAGAAAAAUUAUCCUGCUGUUGGUACACAGUCCUGCCAUUAUUUCCUUCUUGGCUUUCCUUGACAGAUGUUGAUAAGAUGUUAAUCAGACUAAUAUUUGAUAAUAUUCUUUUGGGAGCACGCCAUUAUUUACCAUCACCCAUCAUCACAAUCAUUGCUCUCACCAUCACCCUCAGACACAAUUGCCUCCCCCCUGCUAGCCACCAGUCAACUGCCACCAUCAUCAUCAUCCAUCACUGUGGUUGCCCUUCAUCCUCUGCCAUCUCCCCGCAUCACCACCAGCACACGCUGCCAAAGGCGUGCCCACUAUCAAAGCCACUGAAUGCCAUGUAUGCUAAAUAGAAUCAUGAUUUAAUCUCUGAUUGGUUUGGUUUGAACAUGCUUUGGAUUGAGGUCCUUUUUCCCUUUUUUCCAUUACUCAGAAGCAUAUCGACUUACAUUUGAAGCUACAAAGUCAGCAUCCAAAAAUGGGAAAAGGUGAAUAGCGACCAAUUCAGAUUUACACUUUACCAGUUCGUACCAAACAAAACUAUCUGCUCGCUUUGACGAUGUUGAUUAUUUCCAUCCCUGCACCUCUCACAUCUCGGCCCUUCUGGUCUUUUCUUCAUCUGCUGGUUGCGACCUUCCCUUUUUCUUUCCUUUUUUUAGCUUUUCCUUUGUUUGCAGCUGUAAAGGCCUAGGUCCUUAAUAGCCCAGCCCAAAAUCUGCCAAUCUCGGCAUCGUCACUGGUUGACUCUAAAUUUGUUGAAUUUCAAAGGGGCGCCACGAUUCCACGGUGAAAUGAGGCCUUGCCAUCCUAUUGUCACUGUCACACUGCCUUCUAUGUUCUCCAUGUGCUGGCACUGCUGAUGGUGAUCUACCUUGAGCUUCUGUGACUAUUGUUAUUUGUAAAAAGUUGUUACAAAGUAUUUUGGGAGAUGAAUUUGUGGAACCGUUAUGUUGAGGUUGUUAUUCGCAAGCUUUUUACGUGCAAAAUUCUCUCUUGUUUGCGUUUUUCAUACAUAGCGUGAAAGAGGUUGGAGAACUUUUAAGAGGCCUGGUGUGGAUGAUUUCCUUGAACAUAUGGCCAAGUUCUAUGAGGUCGUUGUGUAUUCUGAUCAGAUGGGCAUGGUAAAGCUUUGUUCCUUCUGCGUUUUUCUUAUAUGAUUUAUUGACAUGCAUUAUGACCUACCUAUCGUUUGUUGGUUAGUAUGUUGAUCCAAUUGUUGAAAGGCUGGAUCAGAAGGGUUACAUUCGGUACAGACUUUCUAGAAAUGCAACAAAAUAUAAAGAUGGGAAGCAUUAUCGGGUAUGUCAACGUUUCUCCCGUCUUAUUUUUUGUAAACAUUUUAUGCUCGGAUAUAACUUCCCAAAAGAGUAGAUUUAUGUCUACAAUGAGUAAUUUUCCUCCUUCUCAUUUUCUUUCUCUGAGUGGUAAAACUGUUGGUUCUUUUCCACGUCUCGGUUGUUUAUGUGUGUUCCUGGAGUUUUUUUGAAUUUGGUUCGUGCUUACUUUUCUUCUUCUCAAUUUUAAUGUAGGAAUUGAUGUAUUUGAGUAAAAUUAGCAUCUCCAAGUGCUGCAAUAUAAGAUCAGUAAUAUAAUCAACAGUUUUCGCCCCAUCUUAAUCCUGGGUACAUAAAAUCUUGAAGGUCUUUAUGUGUUCGCUUGCCAAUGUCUGAUGGCGAGAGAAAAGUGGAAGAUUAGAACAAAAAAGUUUCACCCUUGGUUAUAAUGUCAGGAAGGCAGGAUUUCAAUUUAGCUUCUUAUACUACUUUUAAUUACUUUAUUAUUAUGAAAUUGAUUCGAGCAAUAGGAUGUUUGCUUAUUUGGAAGGCAGACGGGUAAAAGGAAAGAAAAUGCUGUGUCAGGGUGGAAUUAGUUUAUGUAGAAGUAAAAUGGGACGAGAAGGUUUGGCCAAAUGAAAUGCAUCCAGCGAAGCCCAGCCGAUCAAGUGGCUGUGGAGAUUUGGUGCAGCCAACUCACUGUGGAUGACAUUCAACAUCGAAGGUGACAAGAACGACAGAAAAAUGUGGAGAUGGCAUGUAGUGUGCUUGAAACAUAGAUAGGAAGAAUAUCUUUUUCUAAAGGGAAAUUUUCUUAUACAAUGUAGCUCGCAAGAGGAUACCUGCGUGUAAUUUUAUUGGUAAAUUUACGGAUGGUAUCAGCAUCAACUGCAUAUUUUGUAGAAUUCAGAAGGAACGUUAUUGUCUCUUUUAAAAUGUUUGGUCGGGUCAAUAGGUUUGAUCUAAUUAUAUUAUGGACUUUUAUAUGCUAUAUAAAAGAUUGAAUGCUCCUACAGAACGGUGGGGAGUUUUUGGACCUCACAAUUCUGAAAAAUAUUGGUGGCAACUGAACAGCGCUCUAAUUGACAGAAGAUUGUGACAUUUUUAGCUGACAAUGCAGAGCACUGAUAAUUCAUAAAUUCUCUGGAUGACCUUUUUUAUAUUGUAAUAUUGUCUCUAUUAAAGGUUCUCAUCUGCUGUGAUGAAGUGACUGUAGGAAUAGGAUAAGCUACAGAUAACGUGGGAUGGGUAAAAUGAAUGUAAAUGAAGAAAUUAAGGACAGGAGCAAAUUGAUCGGAACAGUUGUCAAAGAUAAAAUAAUACAGUAAGAGAGAUUUAAAAGUCAAAGUAUUUCAGUUCCAAACAAUCAGAGAUACUCUCCUAGACUUAUCAAAUAUCUGAGGCAACCCUGUGAAGAUAACGAGAGCUUAUCCAGGUCUUAUGUAGAGCAGUUUAAAGCACGCGUUAUGAUUCGUGGGGUUUGAAAUUUCCAUUUAUGGUUUAUAAUAUCAAUUAUGUUCACUUCUCUAAACUUUUGUGUACUAUAGUUGACGUCAGUGAGGACCCAACAGCCAAAUUAUUGGAACCAUGUAAUAAGCUUAGCAUUACUAAUCUCUGACGUAGAUUUAGUCUCAUGCUAUAUGUUAGGUAAGACAAUGGCUCACCAUAUUGGAUUUUCUGAUCGACAUCGUUCUGCUGAAGUAAAGACGCACCAAGAAGUUGGUAUAAGAAUCAUUGCUCUUAAAUGGGUAGCAAACUCAAUGGAUCUGAAGGUUUUGUUUAUUUCCUGAUUUCUUGUGCACCAAUUCAGCUAUCUAUGUCGAUAGUUUGCUGCGUGAAUGUUUAGACUGGAUGAAGAUUCCCUUCCCUAGUUUGUUAGUUGAGAAAACCAGAUACCCUCCUAGUUUUUUGUUGGAGGUACAUUUCUUCACUCGUUCACAAAUUGUCCAAUAUUUUUGGGGUCUAAUUUAAUCUCCCUCGUUUCUCUAUGUUUACAUUUGUGGCAGAUUUCUAUAUGCUAGCAUGUUCUUUCUUUCUUUUAACAAAUGCACCCAAUUAUAUGUUCCAAUGGAUCUUAACAGGACCUGUCAAAGCUGAACAGAGAUCCGUCGCAUAUUCUUUACCUGAGUGCCCAUGCCGUUGAAAAUAGUCUUCAGCGUGAAAACUGCUUGCCCAUCAAGCCAUUCAAGUGCGAAAAUGAUGACACUGCGCUUGUGGACCUCAUUCCAUUUCUCGAAUGUAACACUCUCUUCAGAGCUUUGUCUACUAUCUCUUUCCUUAUCUUCUGAAAGUUUCAUUGAAAUAUUAAUUUUUCAAUGGUGGUUUUUGAAUAUCAUAGAUGUGGCUCGUCACAGACCUGCUGAUAUAAGGCCUGUUCUGACAUCUUAUGAAGGCCAUGACAUACCCACUGAGUUUAUCAAGCGAUCAAAGGAGUACCAGAAGUGAGUGACCUCACCCCCACUUCCUGACGCUGUUUCUGACCGCAGCAAUUCCCUAUACGGCUUGUGUUAGCUUUGUUUUCUCGUGAGCAUCACUGUGAAGUAGGCAACCAUGCUGCAUUACUGUCAUUUCUAACGGCUAUCGCGUCCGACGUGAGGAAACAAAACAAUAAUCAUCAAGUCUUCGGCCCUGACGUCGACACCCAGAUGACCGGUUUCGUUAUUUUGUCAGGCGGAUGCAAGAGCAGAAGCAGCAGGGCCUUUUCUGGCGGCGAUAA
Messenger RNA from Spirodela intermedia, 10494 nucleotides. The record is from the annotation of a GenBank genome assembly. NCBI's taxonomy places the organism in Eukaryota, Viridiplantae, Streptophyta, Magnoliopsida, Alismatales, Araceae.